UUUUGUUGUCAUUGUUUCAAGUUUCGUUUUAACCAUUUUAUUUUUUGGGGAAUGUGCAUGACGUCUCCUGUAACAUUAACGCCACUUGUUUCAUAACUGGCGUGUACGUGCUCGGGGAAAUAAACUCUGCAUCCCCCGUUUUAAAAUUAAAUUGCUAGGAACGGCCACACCAGCUGUGCCGGCGGUGCUCGGAAGUGGAAGUUGCCGUUUUGCGAGGGAGUGACCAGAUCGUGAUGUGAUAUUUUCCAUUUCAGUGUGUUUCAUCACGAAAAAGACCGCAACAAAAAAAUUAUAAUAUCCAUAUCAAGAGAGGAUACUUGCUAAGGUUCCCUACGGUAGAAGAUGUCCACCAUGGUUUACCCAAGGGAAGAGAAGCUGGAGAAGCUUUCGCAGGAGGAGAUCAUAUCCAACACCAAGCUGGUGAUCCAGGGCCUGGAGGCCCUGAAGAACGAGCACAACUCCAUCCUUCACAGCCUGCUGGAGACCAUCAAGUGCCUGAAGAAGGAUGAGGAGGCCAACCUGGUCCACGAGAAGUCCAACCUGCUGCGAAAGUCUGUGGAAAUGAUCGAGCUGGGGUUGGGGGAGGCACAGGUGAUGAUGGCCCUGUCCAACCACCUGAACGCGGUGGAGUCGGAGAAGCAGAAGCUGCGGGCGCAGGUGCGCCGGCUGUGCCAAGAGAACCAGUGGCUGCGGGACGAGCUGGCCAACACGCAGCAGAAGCUGCAGAAGAGCGAGCAGAGCGUGGCCCAGCUGGAGGAGGAGAAGAAGCACCUGGAGUUCAUGAACCAGCUCAAGAAGUACGACGAGGACGUGUCCCCCUCGGAGGAGAAAGAUGGGGAACCGCCCAAAGACACUCUAGAUGAUUUAUUCCCCAAUGACGAGGAGGAGCAUGGCCAAGGAAUGCAGCACCAGCACAACAGCGCAGCGGUGGCUGCAGCCCAGCAGGGUGGGUAUGAGAUCCCGGCCCGGCUGCGCACCCUCCACAACCUGGUGAUCCAGUACGCGUCCCAGGGCCGCUACGAGGUGGCCGUGCCGCUCUGCAAGCAGGCCCUGGAGGACCUGGAGAAGACCUCCGGCCACGAUCACCCCGACGUGGCCACCAUGCUCAACAUCCUCGCUCUGGUCUACAGGGAUCAGAACAAAUACAAGGAGGCUGCCCAUCUGCUGAACGAUGCUCUGUCCAUCCGAGAGAAAACUCUGGGCAAAGACCACCCAGCGGUUGCUGCCACACUGAACAACUUGGCUGUGCUGUAUGGGAAGAGGGGAAAGUACAAGGAGGCAGAGCCACUGUGCAAGAGAGCCCUGGAGAUCAGAGAAAAGGUUCUGGGUAAGGACCAUCCUGACGUUGCCAAGCAGUUGAACAACCUGGCGCUAUUGUGCCAGAACCAGGGCAAGUAUGAGGAGGUGGAGUACUACUACUGCCGUGCCCUGGAGAUCUACGAGUGCAGGCUGGGGCCUGACGACCCCAACGUGGCCAAGACCAAGAACAACCUGGCUUCUUGCUUCCUGAAACAGGGGAAGUACAAAGAGGCAGAGAUUCUGUACAAGGAGAUUCUAACCCGCGCCCACGAGAAGGAGUUUGGAUCUGUGGAUGCUGAAAACAAGCCUAUCUGGAUGCACGCGGAGGAGAGGGAGGAAAUGAGCAAAGGCAAGCACAGAGACAACACGCCCUAUGGAGAGUAUGGCGGCUGGUACAAGGCCUGUAAAGUCAACAGCCCCACUGUUAACACCACCCUGCGGAACCUAGGAGCCCUGUACCGCCGCCAGGGUAAGAUGGAGGCAGCAGAGACCCUGGAGGAGUGUGCCAUGAGGUCCCGCAAACAAAGCACCACAGGCAUCGACCCCAUCAACCAGACGCGGGUGGUGGAGAUCCUGAAGGACGGGGAGGCGGAGCGCAGGAGGAGCAGCAGUGUGAAGUAUGAGAGCGGCUCGGAGGCCGGGGAGGAAGCUUAAGCCAUCGAGAUUUCCCUCCACCCCUCUCUCCCUCCCCUACAAAAUAGCAAAUCAAAAAGGAUGUCUUUGCCGUUCCUUCUGGCUUUUUUUCCUCCAAAAAGAAACCUUCCUCUACCAUUCCUGGUGUCUUCAGCAAGACCGUUCCUCAUUGCUACUGGAGACUCUAACAGAGAACCAUUGGGAUGUGUGUUCUCUCCUCUUUCACUGCUGUGCUGUCUCUCACCCCGUGUCACUCACCCUCUCUCUCUCUCUCCCUCUCUCUCCGCCUUUUCUGUCACUUCAGCUGUAUGAAGCGUUGUAUAUAUUUCUCAGUGUGUGUGGUGUUGAAAGGCUUAAGACUGGGCAGGGCGUGGGGGUGGGGAGUGGAGCACCAGGGUUAAGACAGCGCUGAGAUGGUAUCUUCCUGGACCCGCUGCUUCAUCUGCCUCCUCUUCCUACCAGGCUGUGCCCCCGUGACACUAAGACCUAUGGUUGCAGUAGACCUGUGGCAACUUCCAAAAUGACUUUACUGACCUUAAGGAUUAUGGUGUAAUUCGUCAUCCAUGGUCUUUCAUUCAUUAAUCAUUGUAUGGGUAACCAACUUUGAAGGUCACAAUCACUUUCACUGCAUGUAGCUGGUGUGGAUAUAUCAAGGAAAUGACUUUGAGUUGUAAAUAAAAUCUUGGGUGCCUGCUAUCAAUAUUUUUUAAAAAAUAAUUUUUAGUAUAGAUUUGCUGUUUUUUGUUUUUUUUUUUAAUUUGCGUCCUUUAGAAAUGAUAUGCCAUGACAUGUCAUUGGAUACAUUUACAAAGUCAGAACACUGACUAAGCAAUUUAAAAAGUGUGUGCCCUACCACACUUUCACAUAAGGGUCAGUGACACAAAUCUACACUCACACCCAUCUUUCCCUUCAUAUACUGCAAGUUUUUUUUUUUUUUUGAGGACGCACUGUCGGCUUGAAUAUUGUUUCCUCUGGAUUUUUACAUUUGUUUCUUACUUAGUGUUUCUUUUAUAUUUUAUUUGAUCGAGACUUCAUUUUUGUAGUACCUUUCAUUUUUCUUACAUUUUUCAAAACCAAAUAAUGUGCCCUUAUAAUGAUAAAUGUGCCCAGGUUUUCACUUGAAAUUGGAUUAAUAUAUGUAGGUGAAACUCUGCGCAUGUGUGUGUGUGUGCCCAUGCGCGUGCUUGUGUGUGUGUACGCACGUGCAUGUGUCAUUGGGGGGAAAAAAGGCAAUAGUCGUGUUCAUGUAAAAAGAAUAGAUAAACACCACAUUAAACACAGACUAAUUGACAUGUUUCGAGGAUUUUCAGUCUGAGCUGUUGUGUUCAAGUGUCACACCCAAGGCCUUCUGACUGUGCUUUCUGUAUUAAAACAGCCCCUGAGCCACAAACAAUCGUCCCUUUGGUUGGACUUCACUCCUUUUGGUUAGCUUUUAACCUUCAUGUUUACCAGGUACAUCACAGCCAUUAAAAAGGGAACAUGUGACUUGAGGGUGUAACCUACAACAACCAGGGAUUACAGUCUCCAGACAGGUCUCUCUGAAGAACUUGUACUCACAAAUGUCUUCAAAAUGAGAUUUUUAAUGUUAGGUAGUGGGGUAUGGUUAGGACUAAAUAGGGUUUGUCCUGCAGAAAAUUGCCUUUAACAGAUAUGAGGUGGACUCCUUGUCAAAAAAUUGAAUUGCGGUUGUCACAGAUUGGAUGGCCAUGAAAUAGUGAAAUGGGCAGUAAGAUUUGAAAUACUCAACAUUCAACACGCUUCCAAUUGUUAACACUGACUUCAAAGUAUCACCUUGAAUUUAUAUAGUUUAAUGUGGCUGAACAUGUGCCUCUAGUUGGCUUUACUUUGGGCUCUCUCAAACAGUAAAAGAACAAUAUAUUUAUUCUUGGUCAUCAUUUUUAAGUGUUAAAUGAACUGAAUGUAACCAUGUUUAAAUAAUAUGCUUAAGAAUAUGUAUCAUUAUGGGUUUAAGUGUAAGCCGUUUUUUUUUAGGUUAUUGGAUUAUUGUGUCCAAUGAUAUAGUAUUGGAUUACAACACUAAAAAGGAGGGUGUGGAAGCUCUGGGGAACCUGCAGUUCUUUUAGCCAGAUGCAGGUACGUGUAGUCAAAUGCCAAUUAUUUAUUGAACUAGCUAUUAUUAUUAUCAUACUGUAAACUUCAUUUUCAUUAGAGUAAAGAAAUGACAAACUGUAGGCACGAUGUUAGUUCAGUGGUAGCACUCCAUAUAUUUGCUGUUUGGCAUUGUGGUGAAUGUUGAUAUGACACUGUUGAUGUUCUUAAAUAAAGACUUUCAUUGGUGAAGCUCACGGCUGCUUUCUUAAAGAUGUACCAUUAUAAUGUUAAGUUAUUUAAAUACUCAACCACUGGAUUGCUUUAUGAUUGCUUCUUGACAAAAAAAUGAAGAAGAAAAGUUUUUAUUCUUUCUCAGCCGUAGUCCUGGAAGAAAGCUUAAGAAUUCUGUCUAAAAUCUCGGAUGAUUUAGCUUGCUUCAGUCAGCUAAAGCAUGUCCCAAGUGCGGACUGAACCCCACAUCCCAUGUUUGAUCAGCUCUGCUGCACAUCGGCCGACAAUGACCAGAGGGCGACAAAUUGGCUUUGUUCACCAAAUUGGCUUUGUUCCGCUUGGGGGUGGGAAUGGGUAUGUGGGCAGAUCUCCUUUGUCUGUCUGCUACAGCACCUUCUACUGGAUAGUAAGGCUCCUGCACGCAGUUUUGGAAUUAGUCAAAGAAUUAGUGAAAUAUCAAACUGACCCACAUGGUUAUCCCUAGUAUCAUUUCUAUCAGAGGUAAGUUCGUGUACCGUGUCUUUCUGAGCCUGUCUCAGUUUCCCUCUCUGUUGCCAUGGC
Megalops cyprinoides (Indo-Pacific tarpon) is the source of this 4776-nucleotide messenger RNA. It is a transcript of the gene klc1b, whose product is annotated as kinesin light chain 1b. Gene Ontology annotation, cellular component: cytoplasm; kinesin complex; membrane-bounded organelle. The transcript is spliced from 15 exons. Bases 343 to 1953 code for a protein of 536 amino acids. Gene Ontology annotation, molecular function: kinesin binding. Gene Ontology annotation, biological process: microtubule-based movement. Lineage: Eukaryota; Metazoa; Chordata; Actinopteri; Elopiformes; Megalopidae. The record is from RefSeq and is a predicted model, not a curated record.